Molecule: messenger RNA, 3790 nt
Organism: Leucoraja erinaceus (little skate)
Lineage: Eukaryota; Metazoa; Chordata; Chondrichthyes; Rajiformes; Rajidae
Product: beta-crystallin B2-like
Exons: 5
Coding region: 49-672 (207 amino acids)
Biological process (GO): lens development in camera-type eye; visual perception
Molecular function (GO): structural constituent of eye lens
Source: RefSeq, a predicted model, not a curated record
UAUCUGUGUCCUCUGUUAGGAUUCUGCAGAAACACCCUUUCUGCAACAAUGGCAUCUGAACAGAACCCAACGCCCAAGCAGCACCCCACAUCGACCGCUGCCCAUAAGAUUGUCCUGUUUGAGCAAGAAAACUUCCAGGGUCGUUUUCAUGAGUUGAAUGGUCCCUGCCCCAAUUUGAAAGAAGCCGGAUUGGGAAAAGUUGGUUCCCUUGUGGUGCACUGUGGACCAUGGAUUGGCUUUGAACAGACUGGCUGCAAGGGUGAACAGUUUGUGUUUGAGAAAGGAGAAUAUCCUCGCUGGGACACAUGGACAAACAGUCGCCGAAGUGACAACAUUGGUUCCUUCAAGCCUGUGAAACUGGAUGGGCAUGAACACAAGAUCAUUCUUUAUGAAAACCCCACCUUCACUGGAAAGAAAAUUGAAAUCAUUGAUGAUGAUGUACCAAGUUUCCAUGCUCAUGGAUACCAGGAAAAAGUGUCAUCCAUUCGUGUUCUAAAUGGAACAUGGGUUGGCUACCAGUACCCAGGCUACAGAGGCUACCAAUAUUUGCUGGAGAAGAAGGAAUACAAGGACAAUAGUGAAUUUGGAGCCCAACAGCCUCAGAUCCAGUCUGUCAGACGUAUUAGGGAUAUGCAGUGGCAUCAGAGGGGUGUCUUUCAUCCCACCAAUUGAACAGCACCUCUGCUCCACUUGUCAGUUUCUCACCAAAUUGCUGCUAAAUUCCUAACUACAGGUUAAACAACUGCUUUCCCACAAUAUUCUGUAUGCAUAUAUCAGCUGAAGCAACCCAAUAAAAUCCUGCAUUUCAAACUCAUCUCCUCUAUUGUGUGUUUUCUUUUUAAAUAUGAACUAACUUAACAGCAAAGGAGGUGGAGGGAAGAAACACUGGAUUUCCACAAAAUUGAUCCUAUUGAACAGCGUUUACAGAGAUGUUCUGUGGGAAUAAUUCACCCAAUGGUUUGGCUGUAAAAUAGGUUGGUUCCAAAUUUUCCAAAACAGAUAUCAAAAACAAAGCUUAAGUAUCACUCUUCAUCACUAUCCAAUUGUAUGUAUUGGAAAGUGUCUGGGUGAACUGUGACGUUGACUGCUCAGGAAUGUCUUACAUGGGUGCUGGACAGUGAUCAGCAUUCUACAAACAAAAACUCUUUCUCAGAUUCCCCAACAACUACCUUUGUUGGGGAACCUGGAAAAUUGCAGCUAUCUACCAAUUUGUGUUUAUGUGUAUAGUUUACAAAUUUAUGUUACCAGCAGGGCACAAUGAGGAGACAAUAGGAAACUUAAACUUACUGGCAAACCUUGAAAAGAGUAAGUGGGUACCACUGCAUCAUGUAACACUAUGGUCAGUACUAUAUAACUAAAAUUUUUUUAAGUGAAAAUACAAACUGCUGGAGAAACUCUUCAGGUCAGGGAGCAUCUGUGGAGGGAAUGCUUGGUCAACAUUUGGGGUCAUUUGACAGUCCAGAUGAAGGAUACCAUCCCAAAAUGUCGACUACCUAUUUCUAUCCUCAGAUGCUGCUUGACUUGUUGAGUACCUCCAACAUCUAAAGUUUCUUGUGUCUACCUUUUUUUUAGUUUAACAUUUGACCAUUUGAUACAUUUUGGAAUACUGAACUGUGAAAUGAGGUGAGCAGGUUUUCACACAGUUCUCUCCUGGUAGCAUUGAUCCUUGAGCAGAAUUGAACGUUGUUGCACAUUGCACAUCCAAGCUAAGAGGUGUAAACUACAAAUGCAGAUCUUGUUAGUCUUGUGUCAUACAACGAUGUGACCACUGAAUGGCAGUGCAGGCUUGUGACAAUAAACAAUCUGCUCAGAACAUUUGCAACAAUCCAGGGUAAAGAAUGAAGUGUUUCAUAUCAGCGACACUGAACAAUGUUGAUGUGCACAAUGUACCCCGCCUUUGGUUGCAUAUCAAAUAACUUCAACUUUAUCUCUAGUGGGAUUAAUCAUCCAACUAUUUUACUUUGCGGCCCAUUUGACAAAAUAUAAAUUGGUGGUUCACAGUUUUUGUGCACAAAAAGCGAAAACCUCUGGUCUCAACAGCAAACCAUAUCGCACAGAACUGCCAAAAUACCCAGUAUGGUUAGCGUGUGAUAUUUCAGCUCUGAACUACUGAAAACAUUAAACAAUAAUCUAAUAUUUUCUUCCAAUUCAUUGUAAAACCAUAGCUCUGACAUUUAGUCGUAUUACUGUCAAUUUCAGUAAAAACUAAACAACAAUAGUUUUACUAUCUGGAUCUGAUACUCGAAAUUUGACAAGAAGACACUGACUGUGCAACCUCAGAGUACGGUGCCUUUCAUGAAUGCCAUCACUGUGAUGCUAGAAAUCUUCCAGGUUUGACCCCGACAGUUGAACGCUGUUAGCUGGUCACUGAGCUUCAAUGAGCCUGGCAGUUCCAUUUGGAACCAGCUGAAUACAGUGACAGCUCUGGAACAUUUUGCAUCUGGCCUUGAAAAAAGUUGCUAAGUUUCAGUACAGGUACUAACAUAAGUUAGUUUGCAGCUGCAGCCACAGACCAAGGGCAGCUAUAUUUCCUUUUCCCUCUAAACUCACCAGCUUUGCAAAAGGUUAAAAAAAAAGAAAUAAAAGUGUGUUUGUGUUAGCAGUGGGAAUAGCUCAAUGCAAUUGGUUACUUGUCCCACUCAAUGUCGUCACGUUGCAGGAUGCUGUUUAACAUGAACUCUGUCCUGGAAACGGGGAAGUCCACGCCACAGAGAUUAGUAAAUCUUUGUUGGCACUUUUCUUCACAGUCAUUGGUGAAUGUGUGUUGACAUUAAAAUCUAGGCAAAUGUUGCAAGGAAAUAGGCAACAUGAUAUCCCUGUUUUUGCCUGUACUGUUUUCAUCGGAUUCAGGUGGUGCAAAAAUAAUUUCACUGCGACCAGAAAGAUAACUGAAUUAAAAAUCCUUGAAUGAUUGGUAGCAGGAGUAUGUAUAUACUCUGUAUAUUACAUAGGACAUAGUGCAGCACAGGAUCAGGCCCUUCAGACACAGUGUCUGUGACGAAUAUGAUGCCAAGUUAAUCUGCUCUGCCUGCACGUGAUACCCUUCCAUAUCCAUAUGCCCAUUUGAGAGCCACUUAAUUGCCACUGUUUUACAUGCCUCUAUCACCACUCCUAGCAGAAUGUUCCAGACACCCAUCACCGUCUGUAUAAAGACAACUUGCCCCGGUCGUCUCCUUUAAACUUUGCCCCUCUUCUAUUAAAGCUAUGCUCUCUACUCUUUGACAUUUCCACCCUGGGAAAAGGGUUCCGACUGUCUAUACCAUCAUGAAUAUUUCUAUCAUAUAUACAUAUAUAAGACUGAAGAAUGGUCGUGUUACUCCAGAGAUUCUCUCUACUUCUUCCAAUUGUAGCCUUCAUGAUUCUAAAUAGCUCUGAUCAGGUCUUCUUGUUCCCUCUGUUCCAAGGAGAGUAAUCCCAUCUUCUCCAGUCUAUCCACAAACCUAAAGUCUCUCAUUUUGGUAAAUCUAUUCUUGACCCUCUACAAAGUCUUCGCAACAUUCAUCAAUUGUUGGUGCUUGGAACUGGCCAUAGAGGCCAUUCGGGUAACCAGGGCCGGAUUUAGAUGAAGAGAGGCCCUAAGCUGUUCUACUCGUAAGGCCCUACCCCCACCCCCACGACUAGAGGAAGAUGGUCCACCAGAUUGACACCUAUUUGCAGCCGAGCGUGGCCAACGAGAUAAGGGGCUGGAAAGCUGUGCUUUGUUUAUUUAUUUAUUUAUUGCCACUGCUAGUGUCGAGUUAUUGGCUUAAAACACUAUUAUUCUGAAAUGGAGGACAAGGAAAAUUACUGA